Molecule: messenger RNA, 4245 nt
Organism: Cuculus canorus (common cuckoo)
Lineage: Eukaryota; Metazoa; Chordata; Aves; Cuculiformes; Cuculidae
Gene: CRACR2B
Product: calcium release activated channel regulator 2B
Exons: 16
Coding region: 104-1990 (628 amino acids)
Molecular function (GO): GTP binding; GTPase activity
Source: RefSeq, a predicted model, not a curated record
GCGGCUCCAAAGUGAACUCCCCCUAACCCUUGAACAGCUGGAGGCUGUUUUUGAUAGCUUGGAACAGAACAAUAAUGGAUACCUGACGCCUGUGGAGUUCAGCAUGGGAUUAGGGAAGUUAAUAAGGGUCGAAUUGUGUCAAGGGGCUGGUAAAAUGGAUCAUUCCAGGCAUGAGGAGACUUUUGAAUCAGGCUGGUCAGAUGACUUGGACCCGGCAGAUGAUGAUGAUGAAGAAAAACGAUUCUGUUCUAUGAUGGAACAGCUCGGAGCAGCCCACAUGUUUGAAGAUCCAUGUGAGAUUCAGGAGCUCUGGGCUCGCCUGCGAAAGGAGCGUCCAGAGCUGUUAUCCAGUUUUGAAGAGUUACUGUUGCGUGUUUCAUCAUACAUAAGGGAGGUGAAUCAUGAGAAGGAGUCUAUGGAACAGGCAUUGAAACGGAAGGAAAUAGACCAUGACCGAGAAGUCCGGUGCCUUUAUGAAGAAAUGGAACAACAGAUCAAAGCAGAAAGGGACAGGCUGAUCUGCCAGGAAGCACUGAGACAUGACAGGAGUAACCUGCUCCAGAAGGAGUUGCACAGCAAAGAGCAGGAGCUGGAGAAAAUCCUCUGCCACCAGAAGAAGCUGGAACAUCAGCUACAAUCUCUGAACUCAGAGCAGCUGGAGACACGUGUGCAGAAUGAGAGGCUCCAGCACCUGAAUGAAAACCUGCUGGAAGAGCUGGAGAAAAGCAAAUGGGAGCUGGAGGCGGUUAAGGGGCAAUUACAGAAGCUCCAGAAAGAUGCUCAGCUUGAUCAAGAGCAGAAGGAAAGGGAUGUGUUUAGAGUCUCCAAGAACAUGCAGAAAGAGAAACAAAGCCUCCUUCGGCAGCUGGAGCUCCUCAGCUUUCAAAUGUUGGUCUUCACUCCAUUUUUGAUGAGUGCUUCGUUGUGUCUCUUCUAUGUCUUCCUUUGGAGCAGAGAGAUGAACAAGAAACUUCGAGAUGAGCGAGAUGCUUUUGAAGCCAAGAAGCCGGCGCCUCAGAGCGAAAAGCUCCCGUUGAAGAAAGGGUCAAUGCUUAGCAGUUAUCCACUGGAUGACAAGCUGAUCAAACGACAACUGGCCGCUGCAGACCUUCCAUUCACCUUCCUUGUGGAUGUGGCAGUGGAAGAACCCAACAGAAAGAACUGUAAAUACUUCCCAGACAAUGGGACAUGGCUGAAGACAGAACGAGGCAGCACAAACUUUGGAGAGAAUAGCAAAGACAAGGAGAGAUGGUCAUUGGCAGCAGAUGCUGAGCAGUGGAAGAUGACUUUGAAGGGUGAUGCUGACUGUAGAAAAAAUGCAGAUGGAUUAGAUGAUGUUCCAUUGCCUCCUAGAGAACAGCCUGUUGGCAUUGAAACCAAGCUCCAGGCACUGGAACCAGCCAGCUGUUCCCCAGACUGCAUCUUUAAAGUAGUGUUUGUAGGUAACUCUGGUGUUGGGAAGAGUUCCUUCAUCCACCGCUUCUGCUAUGACAGAUUUUUGGCUGAUCUCAAUGCAACCAUUGGUAUCGAUUACCAGGUGAAGAUGCUGAUGGUGGAUAACAUCCAGGUAGCCUUACAGCUGUGGGAUACAGCUGGACAAGAAAGGUUUCGGAGCAUUACCAAGCAGUAUUUCCGGAAGGCGGAUGGGAUUCUGGUGAUGUAUGACGUUACGGCCGAGUGUUCCUUCAUGGCAGUGCGGAACUGGAUGAGCAGUGUCCAGGAAGGUAUUGAGGAUGGAGCUGUGGUCUUUCUACUUGGAAAUAAAAUGGAUGCUGUGCAGAGAGAGACCCGGAAUGUGCCCAGGGUGGAGGGGGAAAGGCUGGCAAAGGAAUACAAGGCUGUCUUCUAUGAGUGCAGUGCGUUGACUGGCCAUAACAUCAUGGAGCCCAUGCUGCACAUGGCCAGGUUACUGACAGCACAAGAAGACAGGCAGAGGGAGGAUGCCCUGCAUCUGGAAGAUGUCAGCAGGAGGAAAGGGUGCUGCACAUAAGGCACAACAGAGUGUCAGCAAGAGAUGUGUUUUGUGUCUCUUGUUUCAUGAAGCUGGGGUUCCUCUUGAGCAAGCUGAAUCUGAUGGCAUCAGCUCUGCAGAUACUUCAGGAAGCUGCAGCGUUUUGUCAUCUGGGAAUUUCAAGGCACUAAAUCAGGCCAAAAUGUGCGUGUGGUUUGCACUGUUUCAUUUCCCAGCUCUGCACACACCCCUGGUCUCUGAAAGCCUCUGCUUCUUUGGGGGAACUCAGCUGGUCUUGGAUAAUAGCACAAACUGGGCCUUCUUUAUGGAGAGCUUGCUUCUUCGUAAAAAGAUGAAGUCUUGUUCUUUUUCUUUCUGGAAAAGAAGUGACUUAGCAGCAGAGUGGAGGACAUAGUGGGUGCUGUGUUACACUAAAAUUCUAUUUAAGAGAUAAAUUAUUUAAAAUUUGGGUUAGCUCUAGGAAGUGACCAUCCAUCUCAAAGAGCAGCAUCUCCACCUGGUUUUGUAAGAGCAGAGCCCAGCUGAGAGCCUGCUGUGGUCACAGGGAAGCUUCCAUCAAUUCCUGUAAGAUCUGGAUCAGGCCUUACAUUUACUGCAAAAUUUGAUUUGACUUGCCAGUAUUAUACUUAACUGAUUCCAUUUGUGGAUAUAGUAUGGCCUGAUAAAACAAGUUAUGCUCAUGGCUUUCCUCACUUCAUUACCCUAAUAGACCUUGUCACUGUCCCUCUCUCACUGUUUACAGAACAUAGAGCAGUUGCCCUGGGACUCACAGGCACUAGCACGUGCUGCUGAUUCAUAAUCCAUUGCAGGAGCUGGGAUGUAGAUACUAGGGGUGCCAUUUAUAGCCUAGUUUGAGGUUGAACUUUGCCUGUUUCCUCCCAUUCUCUUAUCCCUUCCUGACAACUCUCCAGCAAUUAGGAACAGACUUAUCUGCCAUACUGAAAGAUUCCACCCUGCUAGCUUGAUCACAGGGCUGGAAGCAAUGCUGCCUGUGUGAAACAUAACCUCACUUUCUUGGUGAGAGGCCUGAGAAGGAGCAGGACUAAACCUGUUCCUAUUGGGAAGGGCCCUUUUUGCCAAGGAGUGAGGCAAAGCAGGGCAAGGGGGGCACAGGCUGAGGUAGGAGCUGGCCCCAAAAAUGUCUCUCUUCGCUUAGCUACCACUGUGCCUGGGCAUGAAGCCCCUGCUGUUCUCUGGGGUAUGAUGCUUUCUGUUUUGUAGCUCAGUUGCUGUUAAAGGUGGACCAAGCGAGCUUCAUUUAUAACGCCCUGUUCCCUUUCUUCUUUGAACUUGUUUCUGCGUGCGAGUUUGACAUUUUAGGUGCAAGAUGUGAUAUGGCGGCUGUAAAGCAGUCCCCCCCAACUCUGCAACACAGGGAAGGCCUAUGUUUAUCCACUGUCUUUCCUCUCUUGGGAUAAGGUGUUUACUGUUAAUGUCUGGCCGUUACCCAAAUUUCUCUGGGAAUAUCUCAUGCAGCAAAAGUGCUCUGAGUCACCUACAGCACAUCAUUGUUACAAAGAAUUUCCAUGGGCCCCCUCCCCGUGUGCUUUACUCCUGAAAGGAAAGAGGAAGGUUUCCUCAGGAAGAGCAGGAUUCCUACCUAAAAGGAAUAGCUAAAGUUCCUGUUGAGUCUUUACCUCUGGCUGGCGGCUGGCUGUGGUUCACGCUGUGUUUAACUGCAGUAAUGCCUUCCAGAGACCAAAAUCAGGAAAGUUGGAGGAGGUCCUGAAAGAACCAGGGCUGCUGGUGUGGAGUCUAGAGUAGCACCAGCAGUGCUGCCAGUGAAACUGUUCGUCUUUGCAAGAAACAAUGUUUGGGAAGGGAAAUCCUCUGUUUUCAGAAAGCACCUGUACUCUAAACUCAGACGUGGCUUUCUGGCUUUCCAGACAGUGUGGCCAUGAAGGAGCACAGACAUUAUCACCCGCUGAACAGACCGAACCCUCUACAUGAGUUGGGGGAGCUGCUGUCAGUGAUUCCUCUGCAUCAUUUUCCAGUUGCAGGUUAAUAAGGAGUGGCGCUGACUAUGAAGAGGCAACUUCGGUCAGGGCACAGCAGUAAUGCUAACAUUUACUUACCUGCAACAGCAGGAUUUGGGAAGUUGCUGCAGAAGGAAGACAGCAGUAUUAAAUUGGCUAACAUACUCGGAACAUGUACCUCCCACACUGUGUACAGAGCACAUGAAAGACAAAGGUAUGAAAUACAGCUGACACACAAAUACGGGCCAGCCUAUGUAUUACCCUCAUCAGUGCUGUCAUAUUUGCAAUAGCAAUAAC